Aspergillus calidoustus is the source of this 2922-nucleotide messenger RNA. The record is from the annotation of a GenBank genome assembly. NCBI's taxonomy places the organism in Eukaryota, Fungi, Ascomycota, Eurotiomycetes, Eurotiales, Aspergillaceae.
AUGACCGACCCGUUUUCUGUUAGCGCCGGCGUGGUGGGAGUAGUAUCCCUCGGCCUUACCCUUGGCCAGGGAUUCGCGCGUUACUACGGGCCAUGGCGCGACUAUGAUGACGAGAUUCGAGGGUUUACCACCAAAGUCGAUGGACUUUUAAACACUCUACGCCUUCUAAACAGCUUUUUAUCGCCUCAAACCAACCUACAGCUUCCUUCUGAUCAAUAUCGGCUCCUAGUCCUCGACAAUCUAGCAUCCUGCAAAGAGGCAUGUCAACGCCUGGAGAAGAUGCUUGAUGAAUGUAAAAUGAGCAAUCUGAACGCCUCAAGUUCAGCUUUCUCGAGCAAACGUGACUGGCUUCGACUAAAGAGGAUGGCAUAUCCUUUCAAAAAAGAUACCUUGGUCACAUUGUCUGGAUUGGUAUCUGGUCUGCAGGAUAACCUAAGUCUAGCUCUUCAGCUUCUUCAAAGUGCUCUUAUGAGUCAACAACAGCGACAGAUACAAGACCUGAUAUCCCGAACAUCCUCGAUUAGCAUUACAACAACAAAGAUCCUCACAGUUGUUGACCAGCAAGUGGUACCCACUAGCCCGCAAGCCCUUGUUCAGCAUACUCCGCAAACAACCCAACUCAAUCCUCGCACAAUGCCGGAACCAAGCCUAUUACGAGACCUCUGUGACCAACAACAACUCAUGAAUACCUGGUUGCGAAGGAAGCGGAGGCUGCCUGCUUCGCAAAUAGAGCAGAUCUCACGGUAUUGUACCUGCCGCCGGAGGCUGCGAUUCGUGACAUCAAGCGGCGGCUAUCACAAGCGUCGCCCGUUCUCAGGAUUGUCGCUCUCAACCUAUGCGCUGCAUGAAAACUCCUGUCCAUUGUUCCUGGGUUUCUCGUUGCAGGUCAUGAUGACAUUGACGAGAGGUGCAGGCUCCUUUGCAUUUAGUCCAGUGAUUCGUUUGCAAGCUGUCGUGGCCUCUAACUCUCCAGCCUUCGACGUUAUAAUUCAUUCUAGGUACGGUGAUUAUCCUAAACCGGGCCCUGGUGGCCAAUCAGACUGCGUGAAGACAACCCUUUUGAAGAUGUUCCAGGAAGGAAGGGCCGCCCCAACCGAUCGUCUCGAGGAUGGCAGCACAAUCCUACAUGUGCUUUGCUCUUCUUUCCAUAUGUGUAGAUAUGAAGAAGAUCCAUACUACGGAGGCGAUUUCAAGUCAUUGGUAACGGCAUUAAUUGAUGCCGGUGUCCCUUCCAACGAGCGCACCAUCAGCGGCAAAGCAGCUGCGGAUACGCUUAUUCGUCGUUUUCAUCCUUAUAAAAUACAGAAUCAAUCGCACAAAUUCGACGAGUGGUUGAGCAGUCUCGAAACAAUCCUUAACUCUGGUGGAUAUCUCAAUUCUGUCAUACCGUUGGGAUGGGGUGAUCAAUGGAACUAUUCUUCAUCCAAGGCAGCGCGUUUUCUUCUCAUGAAAACCCCCCAUGGACUCGAGCUCCACGAAAUCGAGAUUGCCAUUCUGUCUAGAUCAGCGGAGUCCCUAAGGUGCUGUUUGAUGUCACAAGUUGGGCCAGACCCCAGUGACCCACUGAUGACGAUCCCGGGAUACUUUCAUGUUCUGUUCUUGUCAUUAGGAUGGCCUGCAGGGUUGAGGAUCUUGUUGGACUCGCGUUUAAGCUACGCAACAGACCAGACCAAUUACCCGUAUUCUGGAAUCGACACCCCCAUCGGGUAUUGUUUCAAAGAAGCUUGCAGGCAGGGUGAAAAUGAAUGCGCCUCAAUACUUCUAGAAUAUCUUGACUUUGUCAAAUUGAGCCAUCUAUAUGCGGCAGCGAACCUGAAGGACAUUCCCAUUCUAACGAGAAUAAUCUCCGCCCUUGUCAAGUCUCGACAUGAGCUACAACAACUGGCCCUCGAACACCUCCCGCACGAUGUUUUGUGUACACUUUCAUUACCAUCCAGCACGCUCUUGGAUUCCAGAGCUUUCGACGUGUAUGAAGCACUAGCGGAUCACAAUAUCAAAGUUCACCCGCCCCACUAUGAAAGAGCAUCAGUUUAUGGUUAUGCAUCGAACGACAUUACGAUCUUUGAACGUCUUUAUGCAGCUGGGUUCACGGACUUGAACCAGUGCGAUGGGAACAGCAUUGCAUCUCUAAUGGAUCCUCACUAUAGUUACAAUCCUCAGGAUCCAUGUCGUCUCAUCAAAAGCGCGAUUUGGCUGGUUUGUAGAGGGGCUAGCCUCUAUCAACUCUCAGAAGAGGGCUACCCAUCAUUCUUCAGUUUGGCUGACGCCUUUGGAGAGAACCUCCACUAUUCGUUUAAGUACCAUGACAAGGCAGGACAGGAUCUUAGGUCACUAAUAAUAGAACAGGAUCCAGAUGUGCUGGAGUUUCUUUAUAUGAUGAUCACGGAUGACUCUCGUGACGGCUGUUCGUGCGCGUGUACUAACGGUGGUUGCUGUUCCUCGUACCAGCAGAUCCUCCACGGCUUUUUCCGGCACGUGAAACUCUACUGGCCAUAUCAAGAUUCCUCUACCACAGCAUUUGCCGCUUUGAUUGAUGCACUCCAAUAUGCUGUACCAGGACGGUUCUCGGAGGACCAAAGACGUGCUAUUGCUCUCCAGACUUUACGGUACCUCACAUUCAACGCAUUAGAUAUAACCCACACUUGCCACAAAAACAAGGAAUAUUUCCCGUCUCGGGUAUUUGAAGUCGAGGAAAUCCAGGAAAUACAUGAGGAGGAGGCCGAUCUCAUCCGUCAGCUGGACGAGUUGGUAGCCGAGUUCGCCAGGAAAUACGACGAGCUCGGAUACGGGCUGCAUGACUUUAUCGAACAGUAUGUGAAGCCCCGGUUGAAUGAGAUUGUUGACUCAGAAUCGGAAGAGGAAGAGGAGGUCGACCCGGACUACCAGCAACGAGUCCGGGAUCUUGGUGUCAAUCUAGAAUGA